UUCACUUAUAAAAAACAUUAGGAAAGUCCAAACUAAAAAUAAGAUGGCCGAGGUGUCUGCAGACAGUGUCACCCUGGAUCUGCUGAGAGAAGCCAGGGAAACGGUGAGAAGCAGCCCCCUGGGUGUCAUCAACACUCCCAUGAUCCCCUGGUGUCAGACCACCCUGCCUCUCAGCGUGGACUGCAACAUCCACAUCAAACUGGAGAACAUGCAGAGGACUGGGUCUUUUAAGAUCAGAGGAGUGGCCAAUCAGUUUGCCAGGAGACCGAAAGGUGGGCAUUUUGUCACCAUGUCUGCCGGGAACUAUGGGAAGUCUUUUGCGUACGCCUCAAAACACUACGGGUCAAAGGGCAAGGUGGUGAUGCCGGAAACUGCCCCGGUGUCCAGAUCCAUCCUCAUACAGAGUUUUGGGGUUGAAGUGGAGCGAGUUCCCACUUCCUGUCUGAUGAAUGUGGUGAAUCGGUGCGUUCAGGUGGACAACAUGACCUUCCUGCACUCCUAUGAUGACCUGGAUCUGAUCGCGGGGCAUGCCAGCCUGGGUAUGGAGGUGCUGGAGGUAAUGCCUGAGCCAGAUGUGGUGGUGGUGUGCUGUGGUGGAGGGGGGCUGCUGGCAGGAGUAGCUGCUGCUAUCAAACUGUCAGGCUGUGAUAAAACCAGGAUCUAUGGUGUGGAGCCAGAAGGAGCCUGCACCAUGUACAAAAGCUUCAUUGAGAAGAAGCCAGUGGGCAUGGACACCAAGAGUAUCGCUUCAGGACUUGCACCACCUUUUGCAGGUAAGCUGCCCUACGAGCUGUGCCAGCGUUACGUGGAGGCGAUCGUCCUGGUGAACGAUGAGGAGAUCAAGGCGGCGGUGUCCACUCUCUACAGGUCUGGACUCGUGGUGGAGCCGUCGGGCUGUGCUGCCUUCGCUGCCAUCGUUAACAACAAGAUACCUGAGCUGGAGGGCAAGAACGUCGUGUGCGUCCUCAGUGGAGGGAACGUCGGCAAAGAUGAACUCGCUAACUUCCCAGACUGAUAAAACUCACACUGAUAAUGUGAUUCUUUCUGACAAGUCUGUGCCAAUCUGUAGCCACUGAGAUGAACACUGUGUCUCUUAAUAAUGUAACACACUGUAAAGAUGAAAUACUAUUCAGGUCUGCCAUGUUGGAAAAUCGACCCUUUUAAUGUCACUCUGUCUGUAUGAAUUGAAUCUAAUUGUAUUAGUUUCUGUUUCUGUUAACAUAAUAAUUGUUUGUCUGAAUGUGAGAUUAAUUAUGUUGAUAGUAUUUGAUGUACAGCAUACACACCCUAAUGAGUCUUUCAUCAUUUUCUAUGAGCAUAUUCAAUCAAUAAGUAAUUAAAGUAUGUG
Messenger RNA from Scomber japonicus (chub mackerel), 1348 nucleotides. It is a transcript of the gene srr, whose product is annotated as serine racemase. Gene Ontology annotation, molecular function: L-serine ammonia-lyase activity; threonine deaminase activity. The record is from RefSeq and is a predicted model, not a curated record. The coding region runs from base 44 to 1015 and encodes 323 amino acids. Gene Ontology annotation, biological process: L-threonine catabolic process; L-serine catabolic process. The transcript has 7 exons. NCBI's taxonomy places the organism in Eukaryota, Metazoa, Chordata, Actinopteri, Scombriformes, Scombridae.